Messenger RNA from Drosophila ananassae, 7470 nucleotides. RefSeq names its product probable phospholipid-transporting ATPase IM (gene ATP8B). Lineage: Eukaryota; Metazoa; Arthropoda; Insecta; Diptera; Drosophilidae. Bases 331 to 5436 code for a protein of 1701 amino acids. The record is from RefSeq and is a predicted model, not a curated record. Gene Ontology annotation, biological process: phospholipid translocation; Golgi organization. The transcript has 20 exons. Gene Ontology annotation, cellular component: plasma membrane. Gene Ontology annotation, molecular function: magnesium ion binding; ATPase-coupled intramembrane lipid carrier activity; ATP binding.
UCAUUUCGGCCGCAGUUCGCUCGGAAGUUGGACGUUUUCCGCUGCAUUUGGGGCCGUGUAUCGCGUAGCGCCUCGGAAAUCGCCCCAAAAAUCGCUGCUUCUCGAGAAACUCUGUUUACUGUUUGCGGGGAAAGUGCAAAGUGAAUUGUCCUUGUGUGUCCCGGAAAGAUUCUGAGCGGAUAGAUCUGCGAAAUAUUGUCAAGAGUCUGGCCAGAACAACGCAACGCAAUCGGGUGCAAAGACAACAAGACAACAACAAAAAAAGAAAUGUGCUAAAAAUCACAGAAUGAAGGGUUGUGAAGAGCCGGGAUAGCAGUACCUAAGCUGGUCAUGAUUGGGGGCCGGAGAUGCAGCGAGGCCGCUCGAAGGCUGCGCCAGCGUCCGGACCACCUGGAGCUGGCCGUGAUGGAGCGACAGGAGGACGAAGAGGUGGACUAUCGGAUAGCCACGGAUGAAGCUGUAACCGCAGAUAGAGCUGCUGUAUCAGAAUCAGCAUCCGGUCGGAGAACCCGUUGGUUCCACUUUGCCAGGAGCUCUAAAAAUCGAAGAAAACGACUGCACUGCGAGGAUGACGGGGAGGAAGGCGAUAAGAAUUCCGCAGAGGAGACUGGUCGAAGGGCGCGCCUGGCCCAGCCGGAGGGUAUGAAUAUUGGCAGCUCCACGCAGACCAUUGCCACGCCGCUGAUGACGGGGGACAGCUUCUAUAGCCUGGCCACUGGCGCAGCCAAUCCCUCAGUUGCCAAGUCUGAGGACCUGGAACAGUAUAAGCAGAGGGAUCCGUCCGUGGUUUCGGAAACCAAGUCGGCGCGCAGUAUGAGGCGUCUUUCCCAGAUGAGGAGGCGGCGCAGUUCGUACUACUUUUCGGACAACGAACGAAGGAUCCGCGCCAACGACAAGGAAUUCAAUUCGCAAUUUAAAUAUCACAACAACUACAUAAAAACCUCAAAGUAUUCCAUAUUUACCUUUCUGCCCUUCAAUCUGCUGGAGCAGUUCCAGCGAUUGGCCAACUUCUAUUUCCUAUGCCUCUUGGUCCUGCAGCUCAUACCCGCUAUCUCCUCCCUUACGCCAGUGACCACAGCCAUUCCCCUGAUAGGAGUACUCACACUGACAGCCGUGAAGGACGCCUACGAUGACAUACAACGCCAUCUGUCCGACUCCCAGGUUAACAAUCGCAAGUCGAAAACGCUGCGCAAUGGCAAGCUGGUGGAGGCCAAGUGGUCGGAGGUGCAGGUGGGCGAUGUCAUCCGGCUGGACAACAACCAAUUUGUGGCCGCCGACAUCCUUUUACUGUCCACCUCGGAGCCAAAUGGUCUGUGCUUUAUCGAGACCGCUGAGCUGGACGGUGAGACGAAUCUCAAGGCUAAGCAGUGCCUCACGGAGACCAUCGAACUGGGCGACCGCAACGAUUCUCUUUGGAAUUUCAACGGGGAGAUUAUAUGCGAGCGACCAAACAAUUUGCUGAACAAGUUUGAUGGCACUCUGAUGUGGCGGGGACAGAGAUUCGCUCUGGACAAUGAGAAGAUCCUGCUGCGAGGAUGUGUGCUUCGGAACACACAGUGGUGCUAUGGGGUGGUGGUCUUCGCCGGAGUGGACACCAAGCUGAUGCAGAACUCCGGAAAAACACAAUUCAAGAGUACUGGCGUGGAUCGCCUGCUCAACUUUAUUAUUAUUGGGAUUGUUCUCUUUCUGGUGUCCAUUUGCGCAUUCUUUGCAAUUGGUUGCUCCGUUUGGGAGGGCUUCAUUGGCCAGCACUUUCAAGCGUACCUGCCCUGGGAGCGCAUCAUUCCCAAGGAUUACAUACCCACGGGAGCCACCGUCAUUGGUUUGCUGGUGUUCUUCUCGUAUGCCAUAGUCUUAAACACAGUUGUGCCAAUCUCACUCUACGUUUCAGUAGAGGUCAUCCGCUUUGUACAAUCGUUCCUCAUUAACUGGGAUGAGGAGAUGUACUAUGCGACCACCAAUACCUAUGCCAAAGCCCGCACCACCACGCUGAACGAGGAGCUGGGCCAGAUUCAGUACAUCUUCUCGGACAAGACGGGCACCCUGACGCAGAACAUUAUGACGUUUAACAAGUGCAGCAUUAAUGGUCGGACCUAUGGAGAUGUCAUCGACCUGCGAACUGGCGAGCUCAUCGAAAUAACCGAGCAGCAAACAAUUUUCCAAAAUAGCAACACCGGCCCCCCAGUAGGUGGAGCAGCAGCCACAGCUGCGUCAGCACAGUCCCCACCCAUCAUCCUGGUGCACAAGGCCGAGGUGCACGCCAAGAAGAGUUCCGUAGUGGUCACGGUCUCGGGUGAAACACAGCCUGUCCCCGCCAGAUCGGAGCUUUCACGGAAACAAGUGCGUUACUCCGCGCCCAGUCGCAGCCAAGAGGAUAACCCCGAUGGUUUGGCGCCCAAAGCAAGCGGUGGCCUUUCCCCAGCCAGCUGUCAUGAGGACCAGAGACGGAGCAGCCUGGGAGCAGGAUUGGGGGGCUGCUUCAAGCGCAGCGGUCCCGUUCGCCAAUUGUCCCGCACAAGCAGUUGCGACAAAGUAAAGAUCUUGCAUGCCUCCGAAACAGAAACCACAGAAAUUGUCACAGAAACACAAGAUACAACCCACCCACAAAAGCACCCAGCACAAGCACAGCACCAUCGCAAAAAGCUGCUCAAGCUCCGGUUCAAGAAAGCCCCCUCGGCAGCCGAUGAAGGCGACUGCAGUACCACCAACCACAACCAGCACCACAGUCACCAAAUCCUCCACCACCACCAGAAUGCAUUCGCCACCAAUUGGAGUUCGUCGCCUCAGAGAGUGCACGCCGUACAAAGCGUCGACUUCUCGGCGAAUCCCCACCAUGAAAGCGAUUUCCGGUGGUAUGAUCGCACGCUGCUGGAUGCCGUUCGCUCAGACGAAGAGCACUCGCAUGUGUUUUUCCGCCUGCUGGCCCUUUGCCAUACAGUCAUGGCCGAGACUGUGGACGGAAAACUGGAGUACCAGGCCCAAAGUCCCGAUGAGGCAGCCCUCGUUUCUGCGGCCCGCAACUUUGGCUUUGUUUUUCGCACACGGACACCGAAUAGUAUUACCAUCGAGGUGAUGGGUCGCACGGAGGAAUAUGAGCUCCUAAACAUCCUAGAUUUUAACAAUGUCCGCAAGCGUAUGUCUGUGAUCCUCCGCCGCGGCGAUUCCGUCGUCCUUUAUUGCAAAGGAGCGGACAAUGUGAUAUACGAUCGCCUGCAUGGAGGCCAGGAAGACCUAAAGGCGCGAACUCAAGAUCACCUCAAUAAAUUCGCUGGUGAGGGUCUUCGAACUUUGGUUCUGGCCGAGAGGCGCCUGACCGAACAGUACUACAAUGAUUGGCGAAUGCGUCAACAGGAAGCUGCCCUCUCCCUGGACUCCCGGGAACAGAAACUAAAUGCCAUUUACGAGGAGAUCGAAAGCGAAAUGCAGUUGGUGGGCGUGACGGCCAUCGAAGAUAAGUUACAAGAUGGUGUUCCGAAAUCCAUAGCCAACUUGCAGAAUGCUGGCAUCAAGAUCUGGGUCUUAACUGGGGAUAAGCAAGAAACGGCCAUCAACAUCGGUUACUCCUGCCAACUUCUAACGGAUGAGCUGGCUGAUGUCUUCAUAGUGGAUGGAAAUUCUGUCGAAGAGGUGGAAAAACAACUCAGGCAAUUUAAAGAAUCAAUCAAAAUAUACAACCGAUUUCGACCAGGAGGAUCUGAGGGACUAGAAAGAUUAAAUAGUGAGAGCACUAUUGAUCCGAUGAGUGCGGCCAUCACUCAGACCUCAGCUUUCAUGCAAGAAACAAAUCUCCCGCCCACGCCGCCACCACCGCCUGCCAUAUCCGUGGUUACGUUUAGGUGGGAUGACAAAAUUAAGGAUAAUAAGGGCGGACCGGACAGUGCUGAGUGCAAUGACCUGUUUGGCGACGAAAAGAAGAGCGUAGGUGGAGGCACUGCCUCCAUAAUGAUUGAUGAAAACACAGGCUUCGCCCUGGUAGUAAAUGGUCAUUCCCUGGUGCAUUGUCUCUCGCCGGAGCUGGAAAACAAGUUCUUGGACAUAGCAUCGCAAUGCAAGGCUGUGAUUUGCUGCCGGGUCACGCCUCUACAAAAGGCGCUGGUCGUCGAGCUAAUCAAACGUGCCAAAAAUGCUGUUACCUUGGCCAUUGGCGAUGGAGCCAAUGAUGUGUCUAUGAUCAAGGCUGCCCACAUUGGCGUAGGCAUUUCCGGCCAAGAGGGCCUUCAAGCUGUCCUGUCCAGCGACUAUGCCAUCGCCCAGUUCCGGUAUUUGGAACGUCUUCUACUGGUCCACGGCCGGUGGUCGUACUACCGAAUGUGCAAGUUCCUGAGAUACUUUUUCUACAAGAACUUUGCUUUUACCUUGUGCCACUGCUGGUAUUCGCUCUUUUGCGGCUUCAGCGCUCAGACGGUGUUUGACCCUAUGUUUAUUUCGGUGUAUAAUCUGUUCUACACAUCCCUGCCUGUGCUGGCGCUGGGCGUCUUCGAGCAGGAUGUUUCGGACAAGAACAGUCUGGAGUUUCCGCGGCUCUAUACCCCGGGUCUGAAAAGCGAGCUCUUUAAUAUACGAGAGUUUAUCUACAGUGUACUGCAUGGAGCCUUUACAUCGCUGAUCCUGUUCCUUAUUCCUUAUGGGGUCUACAAGGACGGUGUCUCACAGCACGGCUUCAUCGUGAGCGAUCACAUGACUUUGGGAGCUGUGGUGGCAACAAUUCUGAUAGUGGAUAACACGGCACAGAUAUCUUUGUAUACUUCUUAUUGGACCGUGGUGAAUCAUGUAACCAUUUGGGGAAGUUUGGUUUGGUAUUUUGUACUGGAUUACUUCUACAACUAUGUGAUUGGAGGCCCCUAUGUGGGCUCUUUGACCCAGGCCAUGAAGGACAUGACAUUUUGGUUUACCAUGCUGAUCACUGUGAUGAUGUUGGUCUCUCCAGUUUUAGCCUACAAGUUCUACUUGCUAGAUGUGCACCCCAGCCUAUCAGAUAAGAUCCGACAAAAAUCCCUGAAGAAGAUUCAUUCGAGGGCAUCUAGCAAUGUCAGACGCACGGCAUCUUCACGUCGUGGUCGUCGAUCUGUGCGUUCAGGCUACGCCUUUGCUCAUCAGGAGGGAUUUGGUCGCCUGAUCACCUCUGGCAAGAUAAUGCACAAGCUGCCCCAGGACUUUGCCUUCCCUCUAGGAUUGGGGACCAAGAAAACGCAGGCGCUUCACAAUAAUCUGACCUCUGCAGACGGUACCACUGAAAAGACCAACCAUUCGGGCCAGGACAUGGCCAACAAUAACAAUACGAAUCUGAGACACAACCAGAACCAAAAUCACUCUUCGAUGGCUGAUAUAACCGGGGACGGGCGUAGCAGUGGAGGUGAAGGUGGGCGUGGUAGCGGCGGCUCAGAAGACAUGAGUCCUCGGGCGCCUUGCCAGGACCUCGAUACGAUUAAUCUUUAAGCUUUAGACGCAGGUGCUGGAUUGGAAGAGGGUUCCGCAACAAACACCAAAAACUGUAAAGAAUUUAAGUCAACGAAGUUAGGGUUAAGUUAGGACUUUUCGUCAGAAAAGAGUUCUAGUAUUUAGAAAAGAGUGAGCUGAGUGAAUGUGAAUCCCAGAAAACACAAAAUAAGAGAAAGUAUUAGUCCAAAUUUAAUUUCCAUCUAAUAUUUAGAGCUUAGUUUUACUCUGUCUUUUAAAAUUAAAAGUAUUUUCAAAUCGCAUACCAUCGUACUUCCCAUCUUUCAAAAGCACCCAAACAUUUAUUUUACAAAUUAUUUAUUUCAUUGUUGGCUGCAUUUAAAAACGUGAUCCUCUCCUGAGUGAAUGAUGGAUUUUAGGCUACUUUUAAGGUUAGCGUAUGAUAGAUUUAGGCAAAAACUUGAAAAACUGAAAGUGUACUUAAUUGCUUAAUGUCGUGCUGUGUGCUUAGCCAAUAAUAGCCUAUCUAUCUUUAGCAUAACGAAAUCUCGUCUCAAAGUCCAUAGCAAUAUUCUUUGUACUCCCCCAAAACAGACAUACACACACCAAUACACACUUCUGUGUUCCUAACUAGCGUUUUAGAAUGAAAGCCUGCGUAUGCCUUAGAGAGUCCUUAAAUUUAAGUCAAUUUAGUCGCUGGUUCUCGACCGCUUUAGCCAGUUUUGAGUUUUUCGAGAUUGGGAUUAUUUGUAGUAGAAUUAGUGGGCUGUGGGUUUGAACAGUAACAAAGGUCUAAAGUGAUUUAUCAAAUAGCUUAAAAAUAGCUUUUUAUAUUUAAUCUAGGAACAUGUUUUUGUGAAUAAAAACAUAGAAUACACAAAAUUUUGUGUACAUUUUUGCAUGACAAGUAACCUUACUGAAUGUAAAUUGUUGGCAUAAACUUUUACAUUAGUCUGCAAAUUGUUGGCAUACAAGACGAAAAAUGGGAAAACACAAUUGAACCAAAUAAGAAGUAAAUAGUUUAUUUUUAUCUACAUUUAGUCAAAGAAACAAAAGUUUGCAACAAGUACACUUUUGAAUGAAUAAAUAAAGGCGAAAUAUUUUCAUUAAAAAUUUUUAAUUGUUUUUGUAAAUUGUAAAAAUUCUUUAAUUGUAUUUUUAUUUCAUUCGAAAUAAGUUUGCUUUGUUCAAUAAGCCUUUGUCGAUUUAAUUAGUAAAAAAAAAAGAUUUUAUUCAUAAAUCGAUUUCAUCUCAUCGCCCCAAUAAACAAGAUUGGGAUUGUGCUCAAUUUGCGUAACAAAUUACAUUUAAUUUAUUAAAAGAAAAGUUGAAAGCACGCCCCAACCCGAAACCGUGACUUUGUUACGCCUCAUUAGCUGGGCAUUAAGAUUAUGCAUUUUUAUGAACUUUUUGGUCAGAUUUAACAGGCGACUUGGCCGGAACUUUGUAAUUAAAUCUGUUAAAAUCAAAUUGCUUGCCCUUUGUCGGCCCAAACACUUUUUUGUUUCGCUUUAUCUUUAAAAGUAAGUUCAGCAUCCAAGACGUUGGAAUUAAGUCAACUUAAUGUCGCCUAAAUAUCCACUUCGGUGAGUGGGAUGCGAAUAAAAGAGAUGGAGCACGACGGAAAAAAUUUGAUGCCAUUUAUUUUAAUUUGCGAGUCAAAAUGUCGAGACUACGAGGGAACCAAGAACGUGGCAGAACCACACGGAAACAGAGAGAAGUGGCUAAAAGUUCACUCAAUGACGCAACUGCCUUCAAGUUUAAGGGUCAGGCAAUUUAAUUGACUGACUUACAGUCAAUCGGAAAUGCGUAGAAAAUCAUCCUAAAAUAGCCAAUUUUAUUUAGGUAAAAAGAAGUUGGCUUAACUUAAUCAAGGAAAAUCGGUUCUCAAAGCUGUUCAAAAUCUUAACAUGCAGAUAAAUAACUGGGAAUGCCAAAAAAGGAUCACGGCAAAUGGCUCCCUGGGGGCAAGUAGACUGCACAAGAUAUGGCCAUAAAACUAAAUUGAUGUGUAUUCAAGUAGCCAAAGCAAAAGGUCGAAAAAAUAAAGAAAUCCAAUAAUCAUACAAGUAA